GAUUGCGGUAAACAGUUGACGGGCUCCAACGGUUCAGUGACGUCACCCAAUUAUCCGGGACCUUACCCUACUGACGUAACAUGCGUCUGGGUUAUUUCAGUUAAGCCGUCACAAGUGAUUGAACUAGAGUUUAAGUCUCUUGAUAUAGAGUACAGCAAAAAGUGCAAAUAUGACAGUUUGGAGAUUCUGGAUGGAUCUACGGUAAAUAUAUCGAUAAAUAAUGUAUUGAAACGUGUUUACAUGUUUAAUUUGUGCUGCGUUCAGCAGGAGUAGAUAUUUACCGUCUCCGAGACUUUGAAUCUCUUAAUUUACCAAUAACGUUGUUUUGAACAUCAAAAGAGCAUGUGAUUAUGAUUUUCAUCAAUUUUACUCUUUGUAGUCCAAGUCAGCCGAACUGGAAACAUUCUGUGGCUCGACAACUCCUUCACUUGUUCGCUCUUCUGGAAAAUCAUUGCACAUUACUCUGAAAUCGGAUGAGGCUGAUACAGGGAAAGGUUUCCAGGCAGUUUGGCGGGCAGUCGCUAACAACAUGAGUGAGCCCAUUGUUGAAAUUGUAACCAUUGCUUGUCAUACAUAAUAUCAAUUGGCUGCUGUUAUCGUCUAAGACUAGUUAACGACAACGCAGAUAAAAGAAACGCUCCCUUUCAUAGUCUUUCAUCAUGGUGCUGUUGUCUUAUCUUUCUCUUUACCUUUGUGAAUUUUAAGUAUCUUGACAGUGUUCGUUCGUUCCGUGCAGUUUGAACAUGUUUGGUCUUCCGCACGUUUAUCUACGCGUGACCAACCUUGUGAGGAAAACUUGAUAUCAAUCUUCUCGUCUGUUUUGGAAAUUUACUUGAAACUCACCUGAAAGUCACAUCAUGGUACAUUGUUUAUUCCACAUAAAAUAAUCCCUCAGAGGAUAAUCCCCGUUUCGGUUUUUCUCAAAUCUUCCAUAAGAUGAAAAGCUAGCAGAGAUUACAAGAAGUAGGUUCUUUUAAUUUUUCAAAAGGGUACUCUCAGUCGUCAUUGAAGACUUGACUGGAAGUGAGAAGAUUUCAUUUUGAUGGUUUUUUUUGUUUUGUUUUGUUUUUUUUAUCCAAAGAGUGCGGGGCUACAUUCACUGACGAGAACGGUAGUUUCCAGACUCCUGGAUAUCCCAAUCAAUACCCCACUAAUAUCGAAUGCGAGUGGGUGAUAACUGUACCCGUCGCUCACUCUCUAACUUUGACGUUUAACAAGUUUGAUAUGGAAGAAAGUUCAAAAUGCAAAUACGACCAUGUAGAGAUCAGGGAUGGUGACAAGGCCUCUUCGAAUUUGAUCGGUUUGUAUAAGUGUGAUAAACAUUGCUGUGCACGUUUGAAAUUAUCCAUGGUUAAGCACAUAGCUAUUUAUAGACCAACUUUCCCCAAACUCCAGCGAACACAUGUUUCUGUAAGUAUGUAUGAUUAAUAUUUCCAUUUACGUGUCUGUACCAAAAUGAAGAACGAAUUCAUCCCUUUUUUUUUCUUUUUUCUUUUUCGAUUCACUGUUAAAAUCUGCAAUUGGAAGCUAUUUCCCGUACCAAAGUAUUCUAUAUUUCCAGGCCGUUACUGUGGUUCUAGCCUUCCUGCUAAAGUGUAUGCGCAAGGAACCUCAUUGUAUAUAAAACUUGCCUCGGAUGAAUCAGACACGGGAAAGGGUUUCCAAGUGUCUUGGACCAGUAAGCACCUAGGUGGAAAUACAGGUUUGUUUUAUUAUUAUAUGUAAUUAACUUACGUAAUUUUCUUUCACAGAAGCUGUAGGCUCUCUUGCUAACUCUUCGCUUUUGAGUUGUCUUUGGGGUAGCUUUAAAUCUAUUAGGCUGAUUUCAAUGAAGUAAAAAAAAAACACGAGUCAGUGGCCAAUUCAUCCGGUGCUUAUGUUACUGUAGUUUAAAGUGACAAAGAAUAUUGCUUUUCCUUCUGGAGGGAUGCUAGUCCAUUUUACAUGUCCACCCUGCCCCUCACCCCCUCCCGCCUCAGCCUCCUCAGCAUUUAAUAAGGCUUCAGGAGAGGUUUGAGGGCACUCACGGGUGGAGAGAGUCCGCUCUUCAGAAUUUUAAUCGAAAAUGCCCUCUAAACAGGUCUGCAAUUGUGUGGAACCAGUAAGACAGGAACAAGGAUUGUCGGCGGUAUUGUCGCCAAGCCUGGUGCGUGGCCCUGGCAAGCUGCCAUGAUCUGGGCGUUGGGGUCCGACAAGGGGAAGCAGUUUUGUGGUGGAUCUCUGGUGGACCCCGAAUGGGUCCUAACGGCGGCACAUUGCUUUGAUAUCACUGCAAACAAGAAAAUGAUGUUUAUUAGACUUGGUUGGUGAAACUACUUAAAAACCUUCGUCUCUAUAUUUUAUUCGUUUAUUUUUGGCAACGGCUAAUUGUUGCCUGGCCCUGUAAGUGGCGUUAAUAAGCCAUGUGCGCCAGUUUGACUUUUCGUUUCCAUGUACAUCAUGCAGCAAUUCGCGCUCUACUCUUUGCCCACCACCCGCUGAGUUAUGAUAUCGUUUAACCUGUUGGACGAUUUUCAUACCGAAAUCUUCUAGUGAUUAGUAGUGGUAAUGAGGUUUCCAUGUCUCUCAUAGGAGAACACGACUUGAAUAAAAAGGAGGGAUUCGAGCAGGAUUUUGCAAUCGAUCACAUUUACAUCCAUCCAGAUUGGGAUCAUCAUACGACGGACAAUGAUCUGGCCUUAAUACGACUCGACCGACCUGCUAAUCUCACUGGUCGCGUAAACACUAUCUGUUUGUCUGAACCAGAGUAUAAGUUUCCACCAAGUACAAAAUGUAUGAUUAGUGGUUGGGGUACUACUCAGGAAGAUGGCGCUCCUUCGCCCGUACUCAUGCAGGCCAAGGUACCAAUAGUAGAUCGCCAGGCUUGUCGUCAUAACCAAUCAUAUGGGGAGAAAAUCACUGAGAACAUGAUCUGUGCCGGGUUGCGUCAAGGAGGUGUUGACAGCUGUCAAGGUGAUUCUGGAGGACCACUUGUAUGCAAGAAUCCUGUAAAUCGUCGGCAGUGGGUACAGAUUGGAGUAACCUCCUGGGGAAAAGGAUGUGCCAGGGCUUUGAAGUAUGGGGUCUAUGCUAACAUCAAGAAGUAUCUCCCGUGGAUCAACUUCUUAACAAGUACUAUUGGAGGAGGUGAGGGUGGAGAUGAUGUGUCAACACCUAUUCCCACCCUACCACCUAGUCUUCCACCCAUCCCAUCAAGUCUCCCGCCGAGCCUUCCACCUCUCCCUCCAAGUCUUCCGCCUCUCCCACCCAGUCUUCCUCCUCCCCCUCCAAGUCUUCCGCCUUCAUUACCAAGUCUUUCACCUCUCCCACCAAGUCUUCCACCCGUCCCUUCAAUUCUUCCCCCACCCCCAACAACUUCUCCACCUCUCCCACAAAGUACUCAACAAAGCCCAGGAGGCAAUACGGUUCCUCCGCUGCCCCCACAACCUUCUGGAAAUGUUGAUCCACCACCUUUACCUCCACCGCCACCAGAAUAA
Messenger RNA from Pocillopora meandrina, 3476 nucleotides. NCBI's taxonomy places the organism in Eukaryota, Metazoa, Cnidaria, Anthozoa, Scleractinia, Pocilloporidae. The record is from the annotation of a GenBank genome assembly.